Messenger RNA from Hirsutella rhossiliensis, 1566 nucleotides. RefSeq names its product flavin-binding monooxygenase-like domain-containing protein. The record is from RefSeq and is a predicted model, not a curated record. Bases 1 to 1566 code for a protein of 521 amino acids. Gene Ontology annotation, molecular function: N,N-dimethylaniline monooxygenase activity; flavin adenine dinucleotide binding; NADP binding. NCBI's taxonomy places the organism in Eukaryota, Fungi, Ascomycota, Sordariomycetes, Hypocreales, Ophiocordycipitaceae. The transcript has 3 exons.
AUGAGCCAGGGCCAGGAAAGUCACCAGGCAGCAAGCUAUAGCCAGUUCGCCUGCAUCGGGUGUGGCUUUUCGGCCGUCGCCCUGGGCGCCACGCUCAAACGAUGGUAUGGUAUUACAGAUAUCUGCUUUUUCGAGCGUCAGGGAAACGUCGGAGGGGUGUGGUUCGCGAAUAAGUAUCCCGGUUGCGCCAGCGACGUGCCCAGCGCCCUUUACUGCCUUUCUUUCUCUCCAAACUCGCAUUGGUCGAAUUUUCUUGCUCCGCACGAUGAGUUAUGCCAGUACAUAUCAAGGGUAGCUGAUGAGUACGGUCUCCUUCAGAAAAUGAGGUUCAACGCCGCUGUCGAACGGUGCGAGUGGAUCGAGGAGAAGCGGCGUUGGCGAAUGCAAAUAUGCGACGGUGAAACAGGCGACAUACUCAUCCACGAGAGUCAUUUCCUCUUCAGCGCAGCCGGCCAGCUGGUCUACCCCCGCGAGCCUGAUCUUCCUGGCAUAGAGUCCUUCCGCGGGCCCGUAUUUCACGCGUCGCGCUGGAGGCACGAUAUCGACCUGUGUAACAAAAAUGUUGUCCUCGUGGGAAACGGCUGCACGGCCACCCAAAUUGUGCCCGCCAUCAGGGAUCAGGCAAGGCGGGUAACUCAGUUUAUGCGCUCUAAGCACUGGAUCCUUCCCGGAUUUAAAAUGUCGGCACGGGUUACCUCGCUGGUCCAGUUCCUCUGCAGAUAUGUACCCGGCUUCUUUUACCUCUUCCGAUUCCUCGCCUUCUUGGCCACGGAGAAUGAUAUGCGAGCCAUCUACAUGACCCUGGCCGCGGCCGCCUUUCGCCGGAGCACGUCCUCGUUGGCGAAGUGUUAUAUCAAGUCUGCAGCGCCGGCCGAGUACCACGAUUUGCUGGUGCCGGACUUUGAGCUGGGCUGCAAGCGAACAAUCCUCGACGAUACCGGCUACAUGGAGAGCCUGCAUGCCGACAACGUCGAGUUAACGGACGACCCCAUUCUUGAGGUACUGCCACAUGGUGUACGCUCCAGAAACGGUUUCACCAAGGCCGAUGUGAUAGUCCUGGCGACUGGGUUCGAAACGAAUCAGUUCCUGACAGGCAUCAAUGUCAUCGGCCGGCACGGCAAGACUGUAACUGAGCACUGGGAGGCUUUUGGCGGCCCUGGCGCAUACAACACGACGUGUUUGAACGGGUUCCCCAAUUUUUUCAUGAUCCUUGGUCCAAAUACAGGGUCUGGAGCCACUUCAGCUCUCUUGGCCUCGGAGAACACAAUAAAUUACUCCCUGCGCAUCAUCAAGCCAAUCAUCGACGGGGAUGCUAUAACAGUCGACGUGAAUCGCGGUGCUGAAGAGCUUUACAUCCACCAAAUACAGGAGGAUUUGCAAAGAACGGUGUGGUCAGCGGGGUGCAGCAGCUGGUACAAUAGGGGAAGCAAGGCGCGAAACGCCAUGAACUACCCGUUUUCGCAGCUACACUUCUGGUAUCGGUGCCUAUUUCCGGUUUACGCCGAUUUUACGUACGAGGUGAGUUUCCAGACCCUGGGCCCUUGCGAUACCUUUGUUGUUGGUUGA